This is a messenger RNA of Panicum virgatum (switchgrass), 1254 nucleotides long. Its product is annotated as transcription factor IBH1-like 1. The transcript has 2 exons. The coding region runs from base 223 to 834 and encodes 203 amino acids. Gene Ontology annotation, molecular function: protein dimerization activity. Gene Ontology annotation, biological process: regulation of DNA-templated transcription. Lineage: Eukaryota; Viridiplantae; Streptophyta; Magnoliopsida; Poales; Poaceae. The record is from RefSeq and is a predicted model, not a curated record.
UGCUGUCUCGCCUCCCAGCCACACGCCGUACGUGUUCCAACGAGGCCGCACGACGAAGCGACACGCCGGCCGGCCGCGGCCGCCGAGGCGCCACACAUAUAUAACAGCCAUGGGAGGCCCUUCUCGCUGCUGCCAUCAGUAGCCCGCCGGCGUUCAAAGCUAGCACAUUGCUUGCUUGCAUCUCUUCAAUAGUUCAUCCUCGAUUCCUCGGGAAACGAAGGCAUGCGAGGCCCUAGCGCCGCGGGCAAAGGCGCCGUGGCCUCCUUCAAGGGAGACCUGCUCAGGAACCUGCUGCGGGGCCUCCGGGCGCGCUCCUUCGACGCCAUGAGCCUCCAGGAGCGGAAGCGCGCCGUCAAGUGCUCCGCCGACGUGGCCAUGGCAAAGGCGCGCGGCGCGGCAGCCGGCGGCGCCCGCGCGAGGUGGCCAAAGGCCGUCCUGGCGGCGGCGGCGGCGGCGGCCGCUGCCUCGUCCAGUUCCAGCCCCGCCGCCACAUGCGAGGCGAGGAGGAGCAGGUUCGAGAGGGUGGUCGUCAGGAGAUGCGUCGGCGCGAAGAGGGUGAGGAGAGGAUGCUACGCUGCUGCAAAGAAUGCGGCGGCGGCGGCGAGCAGCGACGUCGCGAGGAGGCUGGUGAGGAGGCGGACCAUGGCGCUCAGGAAGGUGAUUCCCGGAGGGGACGCCGCCAGGGACGAGGCCGCGCUGCUCCGCGAGGCCGUGGACUACGUCGUCCACCUGCGCGCCCAGGUCGACGUGCUCCGCCGCGUCUCGGCGGCGGCGGCGGCCGUGCAGCGAUCCGCCAUCCUCCGGGAUCCUACUCAGAGUAUGGGACAAUCGUAGUGGCUGUUCUUGCUUCAGAAGAUCGAGAUUGGAAAGAAGAUCAUGGCGUCAUCUGACGGUGAUCGGAAGGCAGAUCUUAGACUUCGUGCUAGUGGUCACGAAUUGAUCAGGAGCUUGUCUUGCUCCAUUAUUGGGAGAUGAGUGUGGGGGCUGUAAGCUAGCAGCUGGACAGCUACUGUUGUACGUGGAGGAAAGGGACAUGCUAUUAUAGACCAACAGAGAAAUUGGCGCCAAUUUAGUCUCACUUGUGGCCGCUCAUUGCCCCAAAAAAAUGGUAAAAAAAACAGAGAGGAAAACACACUGAAAUAUGAUUGACCAGUGGCUAAUCUUUGCCUGAAUCCUCUGUUCCUCCAUGCAUAUGUGGUUUACGCUGAAGUUCAGUUAUUUUCAGCACUGUUGAUCAGCAAUGUUGGUUUUACA